Molecule: messenger RNA, 5656 nt
Organism: Ictidomys tridecemlineatus (thirteen-lined ground squirrel)
Lineage: Eukaryota; Metazoa; Chordata; Mammalia; Rodentia; Sciuridae
Source: RefSeq, a predicted model, not a curated record
ACGUGGGAGAGAAGGGAGGGUUGGGGGAAGUGUAGAAACCUGAACCUGAGCCGCUGCCGCCUGAGGAAGAUUUGGUGGGCGGAGAAGUAAAAGGGGGAAAAGCGGGUUGGAGGUGAGGUGAAGAGGGCAUAUAAGUCGCUGCUCCCGGUGGGGCACAAAGUUCACCGCGAUGUGGCUAAAGCCUGAGGAAGUGCUCCUGAAAAAUGCGCUGAAGCUGUGGCUGAUGGAAAGGUCCAACGACUACUUCGUGCUACAACGGCGUCGAGGCUACGGGGAAGAAGGUGGAGGGGGUCUUACAGGGCUUCUGGUUGGGACUCUUGAUUCAGUCUUGGACUCUACUGCUAAAGUAGCUCCAUUUCGCAUCUUACACCAGACACCAGAUUCUCAAGUUUACUUGUCAAUUGCAUGUGGAGCCAACAGAGAAGAAAUAACCCAGCAUUGGGAUUGGUUGGAACAAAAUAUCAUGAAGACCUUAUCUGUGUUUGAUUCAAAUGAAGAUAUUACUAAUUUUGUACAAGGAAAGAUACGAGGAUUAAUUGCUGAAGAGGGAAAACAUUCUUUUGCAAAAGAAGAUGAUCCUGAGAAAUUUCGAGAAGCCCUUUUGAAGUUUGAAAAAUCUUUUGGUUUACCAGAGCAGGAGAAAUUAGUGACCUAUUAUUCAUGUAGUUAUUGGAAAGGACGGGUUCCUUGUCAGGGUUGGCUCUAUCUUAGUACCAAUUUUCUGAGCUUCUAUUCUUUUUUGUUGGGAUCAGAAAUAAAACUCAUUAUCUCCUGGGAUGCAGUCUCAAAACUUGAAAAGACUUCAAAUGUUAUACUGACAGAGAGUAUUCAUGUAUGUUCUCAAGGGGAGAAUCACUACUUUUCAAUGUUUUUGCACAUUAACCAAACCUAUCUUCUUAUGGAACAACUGGCAAACUAUGCCAUAAAGAGACUUUUCGAUAAGGAAACAUUUGAUAAUGACCCAAUCCUUGAUGAUCCUCUACAAAUUACCAAAAGGGGUUUGGAAAACAGAGCCCACAGUGAGCAAUUUAAUGCCUUUUUUAGGCUGCCCAAAGAGGAGACUUUGAAAGAAGUACAUGAAUGUUUGUUAUGGGUACCAUUCAGCCACUUCAAUACUCAUGGAAAAAUGUGCAUCUCAGAAAAUUAUAUCUGCUUUGCCAGCCAGGAUGGCAAUCUAUGUAGCGUAAUCAUUCCUUUACGAGAGGUCUUAGCAAUAGAUAAGACAGAUGAUUCCAGUAAAUCUGUCAUCAUUAGCAUCAAAGGAAAAACAGCAUUUCGCUUCAGUGAAGUUAAAGACUUUGAGCAACUGGUGGCAAAACUCAGCCUCAAGUGUCGUGCAGCUUCAACUCAGUAUAUUAGCACAGAGGGUGCUAUUGGUUCUGACUCUACAGAACCAUCUGAUAAUUUUGAGAUGCGAUCUUCAACAUGUACAAAAGAAUGCAGUAAAACUGUGAACACCGAAGCCUUAAUGACAGUAUUUCACCCUCAAAAUUUGGAGACUCUUAAUUCUAAAAUGUUGAAAGAAAAGAUGAAGGAACAGUCAUGGAACAUCCUAUUUUCAGAAUGUGGGCGUGGUGUUAGCAUGUUUCGAACCAAGAAGACUCGAGAUCUGGUCGUAAGAGGGAUUCCAGAGGCUUUAAGAGGAGAGCUCUGGUUGCUUUUCUCAGGUGCUGUUAAUGACAUGGCUACUAAUCCUGGCUAUUAUGCUGAAGUGGUUAAACAGUCUUUAGGGACCUGCAACUUGGCUACUGAAGAAAUUGAACGUGACUUGCGUCGUUCCCUGCCUGAGCACCCAGCAUUUCAGAGUGACACUGGCAUAUCUGCUCUGAGACGGGUACUUACUGCCUAUGCAUAUAGGAAUCCCAAAAUAGGGUACUGCCAGCCAGAGGCAAUGAACAUUUUAACUUCGGUGUUGCUUCUAUAUGCAAAAGAAGAAGAAGCUUUUUGGCUUCUGGUUGCUGUAUGUGAACGAAUGUUACCUGAUUAUUUUAAUCGUCGAAUCAUUGGUGCCUUGGUGGAUCAGGCAGUCUUUGAAGAACUUAUCAGGGAUCAUCUUCCUCAACUCACAGAACACAUGACUGAUAUGACAUUCUUUUCCUCAGUUUCUCUCUCAUGGUUCCUCACACUUUUUAUUAGUGUGCUACCUAUUGAAAGUGCAGUGAAUGUGGUGGACUGUUUCUUCUAUGAUGGAAUAAAGGCCAUUCUACAAUUGGGAUUGGCAAUACUUGAUUAUAAUUUAGACAAGCUACUGGCAUGUAAAGAUGAUGCUGAAGCUGUGACAGCUUUAAACAGGUUCUUUGACAAUGUCACUAAUAAGGACAGCCCAUUACCUUCAAAUGUUCAGCAGGGUUCAAAUGUGAGUGAUGAACAAAGUCAUAUUAGAGUGGAUAUUACAGAUUUGAUAAGAGAGUCCAAUGAGAAAUAUGGUAAUAUUCGCUAUGAAGAUAUACACAGCAUGCGCUGUCGAAAUAGGUUAUAUGUGAUACAGACCCUAGAGGAAACAACAAAGCAGAAUGUGUUGCGUGUUGUAUCACAAGAUGUGAAAUUGAAACUUCACGAAUUGGAUGAACUUUAUGUCAUCUUUAAGAAGGAGCUGUUUUUAUCUUGUUACUGGUGUUUGAGUUGUCCAGGAUUGAAGCACCAUGACCCCAGCCUGUCAUAUUUGGAACAGUAUCAGAUUGACUGCCAGCAGUUCAGAGUGUUGUAUCACUUGUUGAGUCCGUGGGCUCAUUCUGCAAAUAGAGACUCACUAGCUUUGUGGACAUUCCGAUUGUUGGAUGAAAACUCUGAUUGCCUUAUAAACUUCAAAGAAUUCUCCUCUGUAAUUGACAUAAUGUACAAUGGAAGUUUUACCGAGAAGCUUAAACUGCUUUUUAAGCUGCAUAUUCCUCCAGCAUAUACUGAAGUGAAAUCUAAGGACUCUUCAAAAGGUGAUGAACUUUCCGUGGAAGAAUUACUUUAUUUCAGUCAGCUUCAUGUUUCCAAACCUGCAAAUGAGAAGGAAGCAGAAUCAGGAAAAAAUAGCCCUGAGAAAGGCAAAGGAAAAAUUGAUAUUCAAGCAUACCUAAGUCAGUGGCAAGAUGAACUUCUUAAAAAAGAAGAAAACAUUAAAGAUUUACCAAGAAUGAACCAGUCACAAUUUAUUCAGUUUUCAAAGACCCUCUAUAAUUUAUUUCAUGAAGACCCUGAAGAAGAAUUAUUAUAUCAAGCCAUUGCUGUUGUAACCAAUCUUUUGCUCAGGAUGGAGGAGGUUGGAAGGAAGCUGCAUAGCCCUACAUCACCAGCAAAAGAAUUCCCUGGUUCAGUCUAUUCUUCUGGAGGACCCAUAAAGGGAGAAACAGAGAGCCACAUGGAGAAAGAUCCCUCCUCUCUUAGGGAAGAACCUCAGUGGUCAUUUGCAUUUGAACAGAUUCUUGCAUCUCUGUUGAAUGAACCAGCCUUGGUGAGGUUUUUUGAGAAACCCAUAGAUUUCAAAGCCAAACUAGAAAAUGCAAAAAUCUCUCAGUUAAGGUCUAGGACCAAAAUGUAAUUUUUUCAGCAUCACAGUCAAGUUUACCAAGAUUCCUGUAGCUAUAUCCCUUAGCUAAAUUCCUGGGAGUUGAGAUCAGGGAUUUAUUGUUGUUACAAAUAUGCUUGAAAACAAAAACAAAAAAGAGAAAGAUACUCAGAAGCACAAUUAUAUAUUCCUUUGUGAUCUCAAAUUUUGAUAGUCUCAAAUAUAAUUAUUCUUUUUAUAUUUCAGAAGAUAUGCAAUAUAACCACCAGAGGGCACCAUAACAUUUUUAGUAAGAAAUUACUAGCUGGUACUGCUUUAUACAUGUGAUUACUGAUGAUUUUUAAAAGGUGGUAUUAUGUUUAUUGGUGAUUCUGACAUAUCAUUUUGAUAAACCUUGUUUUCCAAAUUGCCUCAGUACUAUUAGAAUUCUUUAGAAAACUGGGCUUUUAGAUCUAUAACCUUAAUUAUCUACAAGAAUACCAUUUAGGGCCCUCAUUUUCCAGCUGUCUAACUAAUAAUUAAUAUUUUUUUAAAGUUUAUUACAUUCAAUUUGAGUGAUUUAAUUCAAUCAUUCAUAACAGUAUGAUUUGUUAGUAACUUCUACAUUCUCUCUACACGAGGUGGGUAUUCAGAAGCUGCUGAUUCAUACCACUAACUCUAUUACUGAUCAAAACAAUUUCAAGGAUUCUAAACUCUGAGAUAAUAUAUAAAGAAAAACAAUUGUAUUUGGAUUUGAACUGGAUAAAUCCAGCCUUUAGAAAAGGGUUAAGAAACAGGUCUCUCAUUAACCAGAGAAAUUACUAGAAAUUCUCCAAAAUACUGCUGUUUGUGGCAUUUGUUUCAUAAUAGUUUGUGAUUAUUUGGUUCUAGCUCUAAAUUUUGGAUUUUCAACAGUCGUGUUUUAAUUUAUGUUAGAUAGUAAAGAAUAAUUACACUAAAACUGAACUGUUGUAUUAAUCUGGCAAGCAUAUAAGUAUACUUGCUUGCCAAAAUAAUGUAUGGAAUUACCAGUGUCGAUCUAAAAGGUUUUGACUAUCUAAUGUAAAUGUGCAAUAUCUAUAUACUUUAUGCUGCUUAAAUUUCACUACAUGACAGUCCAUUUAGAGACAUAAUGGACUUUGUUAGCACUUUAAAAAAACAAAACAAGCAAACCACACUUGUCCAUUCUUCUGUCCUAUUUAUGACAAGAGCAAUUUAUUCAUCAGUUGGCUUAGGAAGUGGAGAAAUCAACCAGUGGAGCUUAUUUCAUUGGUUUUAAACUCUUUGACUUUUCUAGAUGUGAAACAUUAAAAGGGCAAACCACUUUUAGAGUGCCCCAAGAAGUCUCCCUUUCUCAAAAGGAAAUGGUAGAGUCAGUCUUUGGCAAGAGUCCACUGUGAACAAAACCUAACAAAGAGGAGUUUGUCACCAUAGAAUUUGUUAUCUUCAGAAAAGUUAAAUAAUUUUCAAGGUGAGACUUUGAAAUUCAUAAGUUAGUUUUGGCCAGAAGUUUAUUAGUAGUGUCUUUUAUUACUAUGAUUUGAUAACUUUGUCUUUUUAAGAAAAUUACCAGUUAAAGAGAUAGUUGGUAAAUAAGCAUAUAUGCUUUUACUCAGAAAUUAUUUGAAAUCUGUCCAAAAUUUAAAGCUUAGUAGUUUAUUUGAAAACUCACACAUCUACUAUUAUGCAAUGAUUGUUAAAUUAUACUACAAUAGCUCUAGAAAGACAGUCUAUGCUUAUAUACAAAGACAAUAUUAUACAUACUUUGUUGAAUAUUUUGUCAGUUAUAUUUACAAAAAUACUUUUCUUAAAAGAUGUUAUUAGUAUUUGAUAUUAUUUUAAAUUUAGAAUAGUGAAGAUAAUAUUGAGUAUUGUAUUUUAGCAUAGAUUAAUCAAAAUGAAUAUUUAAAGAGAUUUUUAAGUUGAAGAAAGAGUAUAAAUUAAAGUUUAAAAAAUUAUUUUCUGAGUAUGCAGGAGAAACAAGCUGAACUCAUAGUUUUAUAGCUAAUGCCUUGUUAAGAAAAUGGGUUGUUCUUAAUAUUAAAAAAUCUUAUGUAGUGUGUCAAACUGAACCAGUGCAUUAUAUCUUUUACAUUAAAUGUGAUAAGGUGGUUUUACUUGUCUUUAUAAAAAUAAAUAUUAUAAAUCUAUUAUAUUAAACAUGAAAAUGGUUUACUUUUA